AUGAUGAAUACGCGCGGAUUGCCACUGAAUGCGUUAGAGGAGUCUCUCUCUGACAUAAACACAAGGACAUUUAAACUUUUCAAAGGCCAGGGCUCGAACCAAGCUCUUUUUAGAAGCAUUUCCACAAUUGUGUGUUUUUGCGCACUGAUAAUUGCAAACAUUGCAAUUCUUUCUUAUUGGGGAAUGAUCUCCUUUAAUAACAUGGAGGAUGUGAAGGAUCUUUUAGAAAGCAUAAACCUGCACCGCAUAGGGAGCGCUCUCUACGAGAAGAGGCUUCUAGUGAGUUUUCUUAUUAUACAAUCUGCAGUGUAUUUGGGUACAGUGCUCAGCGUGUUUGGUAUGCAGUGGAUGUACCCAAAGAGGGUGUUUUUUGCAAAGAAAGCUGCCAAUAUGAUUGGGAUGCUAACUGUAGUUGGGUGCAUGUCUGUGUUGGCAAUGGUGCUUUUGAGCACUGUGCUAGAGAAGAUUCCAUUAGAGCAGCGAGGUCUUUUCAGUCUGGUGUUUGGUCUUAUCAGCGCACCGGUUGGAUACUGGCUUAGCAAACAGGUAACAAACCACCACAUUCCACUUGAUGCAAGCAACCUGGACAUGGAUGGGCCAUACGUGCAGAGACAAAGAGAAAAUGGAGUGAUUUUUGAGGACAUCUACACAUCUGAAAGGAGAAAGUAUGUAUCCACUGGAAGAAAGGCUGAAAAGGACAGUCUUGCCAAGUUUGACCAAGCAAUAAAAGAGAAGAAGACAGGGGAAAGUGCGAUAAAGAAGUACAUGCCAAUCAUCCUUUCAAUGUGGGCGGUAUUCAUAACCAUGCCUCUAAGCGCGCUCGCCUUCUUUAUUAAUGACCGGACCGUAUUCUUGGCUGCAGAUAUAAUUGCUCUGCUAGGAAAUGUAUGCAGAAAUUCUAGUCCUCUAACAUACGCUGUUAUUCUGGCAAGUAUCAUAUCUGGUGUGAACGCAUACGGCAUAUUCAUUCAGAUUGUCUCGUUCUUCCUAGGAUCCAUGGUUGGAGAGUCUCGGUGCGGGCAUGGAUUCAUUGAUUCGCUCGGCAACAGUGUUAGAAAGACAAUGCUGGAGUCUAUUCAGAUCACAUCAGACGCAUUCUAUUCAAUUGUGGAUAGUGCAAUUGCCUUUUUGUGCACCAUGUUUGUCGAUAUCCCUGGAAUUAUUGUUGCCUACGUGUACCAAAGGAAGUACACCUUUAGCGCAGCACCGAUCAUUCGGGUGUUCACCUCACUGCUAUUUAUGGUAUUUGGGAGUCUGGCAGGAAUCACAAAAACAUUCAUGUGCUUUAAGAUGGGAAUGUACCCUCUUGGAUAUAUACAGGUGGGCGACAGAAAUGACUUCUUUACAAGCGAAGCGUCCACGUACAGCUCGCUGUACAUAGGACUGAGUAUUUUUAUGAUUAUGACCAUGCUAAUCAUAGGAUUCCUUGUGUUCAUGUCCUUCUUUGAUCGAUACAUUUCAACUGGCGCGCGUUUGCAGAAAUACACCAUCAAGGGAAGGUCCCUGAGGUUCUGGGCUAUUUCUAUGCAGAUAUUGUGCACUGCCGUCUUUGUAAUAAUCCCGUCGAUUGUACACUCUUUCACAGCACGUUCUCAGCUGAUUAUAGAUCUUGCUCUGCAAGACAUUACCUGGCAUGCACCAAAGCCUAUAUCCGAAUAA
Nematocida ausubeli is the source of this 1659-nucleotide messenger RNA. RefSeq lists its product as uncharacterized. The record is from RefSeq and is a predicted model, not a curated record. Bases 1 to 1659 code for a protein of 552 amino acids. The transcript has a single exon. NCBI's taxonomy places the organism in Eukaryota, Fungi, Microsporidia.